CAACCCCAUCACUAUUCGAAAAACACUACACCCUCGAUCAUAUCUCAACCAUGGUUAAAGGAAUGCCCGUCCUCCGAAUAUCUUUCUCCACAGCCAAUCUGAGAGGCAUCAAAAGAUCAGAACAACACCGCCAAGAUGGAGCUCAAAAGCCUUCUUCUUCUGACUCUCCUCUCUCUUGCUUCAGCAACCCCCGCACUUCCAAUUGUCAAAUCAUUCGCCCCUUCCAAGGUCGUUCCCCGAGAAGCCAAACUGAAAAUGCCCUAUCCCACAACAUUCUACGACCUACCUACAGGCGAUCCGAGAAGCGUCCCACUGCCUACGGGCGAACUGGGAAGCCCACCGCCUCCAUGGCGGCACGAACACGGAGUAGGUGUGUACAAGGACCCUAAUCAAAUCGCUCCGCUGUGGUAUUCUGAGAGCGAAGAGGGUUGGGGUUGGAUAUACCCCCUUAAUCCAGGAGGCCCAAACACUGAAGAUCCCGCUCCUACCAAAACCAUGAAGGUUGUACCCAGGAUCGAGGUCGCGACACCGACGCCGACGGUACUGCGUGAUGAUACUGGUUUUGACGUUCCUCUCGGUGGUGUAAGCACCCAGUUGCGUAAUGAAGGAGAGAUAUUGGCCUGUUGGAACACUUGCAGUCAGUUCGGGCACGAGGCGUGUGAACGGUGCGACCAAAAGUUGCGGCUCGGAGGACUGAUUCCUUCCACUCAGCCGGCUCGAUAUGAUCCUUGGGGCUGGAGUCCGAAACAAGCUCGGGACUCUGUUGAUACGGCUGCAGUGUCAAUGGCUUUCCAGAUGCUCUGGAAGUGCGCAAUAAAUUGCAUGCGCGACGGCGCUACACCAUGUACGACCUGCGAUGCGCUCUGGGACGAGUCCCAGAAAAUGGUAUCCUCCCGUGGAUUCAAGGAGGAACUCAAUUUCUGGGUGUGUGUGCGAGAUUGCUCUCGUGACAGGCUGAUAUCUUGUAUGGAAUGCGAGCCAGCCUGGCGCAAGCAACUGGCAAUGAUAACGCCCAAUUACAUGUCAGUUGAACAAGCAGCGGCAUCCGCUGAUAUCUGGAACUGUGCGGUACACUGCGAUAAAGACAGGAUGCAGAAAAUGUGCACGCCGUGCGACGAACUCUGGAGAAAAUGGGAUGCAGGACUACCGCCCUUUGGACCCGAACGGACUGGUCUUAUUACCGCCGGAGAUGAUGACGGAUCUCCAUCAAAUCCCAAUCCCGAAGACCUCGCAGUCAGGUUUCGUAUGAGUGCAUGCAUGAAAGGAUGUAAGCCAGCCAACGAAACCAGACCCACCAGCUAUUGCAAAUACUGCGAGACACUCGUAAGAUCCGCCUCACUACUGGAGCCACGUCCCUGGAUCCGUCGAAGCAUUUCUGCUGAGCCCAGCAAGACAAUCGCAAAGCGCCUGCUAUACGUCUGGGACCCGGUCACCGGCGUCUUUAAGUGCUCAGAACAGUGCGCCAAGGGCAAAGAUUAUUACGAAUCGUGUCUCCCUUGCCUGUACGAAAAGGGCGUCCCUGUUGACGGUGAAUCAUACCAGAUUAUCCAAGCAGAGGUCGUCAAUACUAGUCCUGAGCAGAAAUCCGGACGUCCAAGUCCGGCAUGAGGCCAAAAAAACACCCGAAGCCCACAGAGCUGGCGUUCCACAAGACGGCCAUGGCAAAUUUCAUAUUCGUAUGCUACCUUAGGUAUGACUAGUAUUUCCAGUAUUAUGAUAGUUGUAUGCAGUGUAAUACGCUUCUCAAAGAGAACGUUGUCCAUGUCGUGCCUUAGGUUUGGAGUUUUCCGUAGAAAAGUAGUUGCAAAGACUCGGGUGGUAAUGCCAGAUGGGGUUAAGAAUGUGUUAGUAGUCGUAUUUCUGAUUUUCCAUUAGAAUUUACUGUCGUGAUAAUAUAUCUCUUGCGACACG
This is a messenger RNA of Bipolaris sorokiniana ND90Pr, 1911 nucleotides long. RefSeq lists its product as uncharacterized. The transcript is spliced from 2 exons. Lineage: Eukaryota; Fungi; Ascomycota; Dothideomycetes; Pleosporales; Pleosporaceae. Bases 136 to 1608 code for a protein of 490 amino acids. The record is from RefSeq and is a predicted model, not a curated record.